UCUGUAGCCUUCGCUCUUGGCGGCUUCGCAUCUUCCAUUGUGGGCAGUCUUUUCGGCCCUUUCUCGGUCAUCCUCUUCACUCGAGUUGUGCGUCUGCAACCCUCCUCCUUCUAUGCCGUGCAUGUCGUCUAUGCCGUCUGGAACGCCAUCAACGAUCCUCUCUUCGGGUGGAUGAUCGACCAGCAGGCCGACCGCUCCCACCGCCGCCUUCCUGUCCUCAAGUACGGGGGUCCCAUGUGGAGCCUGAGCUUCAUGGUCACGUGGUAUCCCUGGUCGUCGGACGGCAACUCAUGGGCGGCUGUCCUGCACUUCGCCAUGUCGAUGAUGAUGUACGAUGGCUUCCUGACCUACGUCAUGAUCACCAAGUGCGCCCUACUCGCGGACCUGUGCGUCGACUCCAGGGAGCGGCUGAAGCUCAACUGGUUCUCCUCCUGGUUCGGCUUGGUCGGCUCCUGCAUCGGGACGACGGCAUACUACCUGUGGGACGAGGACAACCUCGACCCCUUCCGGCGCUUCUGCUGGGGGUGCUCUCUGCUCUCUGCCAUGGCCUGGUAUGCAAGCGGCUCGAUGCUCGUGGUCCCGUCUUCUUGCUCCAGCGACCCCUCCUCCCACUCGCCCAGUCAAGCCAUGCUGACGGAUGUGCGGACGGAGGGUGAGAAGAGUCGAUGGGGGCUGCAGAGGUUGGGAGGAUGCAGGUUUGGCUUGCAGCGAUGGAUGGAAUUCGCUCGUCAGCUCCUACAGCAAAAGAACUUCGUGCUCUACGUCUGCAUGAAUUGGAUGAUGAAUUUCAACGUCACGCUCUCCAAGUCCUUCUUCAUCUUCCUGGACAAGCUUCUCAUGACGCCCCUCCUCCCUCCUCCUGCUCACGCCGCCUUCACCGCCCUCGUCCUCUACCUCCCCAAGAUCGGGGUUCAGCUCUUAACGCCGCUGGCGAGUCGCUGGGGACUGCACCUGCUCAUGUGGCGGGUGACGAUAAGCAUGCUGCUGUCGUGCGGUCUUGCCCUCCUCGUGGGCAUCAGCCACUACAUGACCUGGUGCUCCCUGUACGUCCUGCAAGCCCUCCUCCUCACCAGCUGGGGCUUCUACGACCUGAUCAUGGCGGACGUGAUCGAUGAGGACGCGGUGAAGUGGAGGAGGAGGGAGUCGGUCGCUACCUCCGUCCAUGGCGUCCAGUCGCUGCUCGUCAAGCCUUCGCAGUCUCUUGCUCCGGUCGUCGGCGUCUUCAUCCUAAACUCCUUCGGUCUCAGUAAGGACAGCACCCCUGAAACGUCUCCCCCUCCCCCUCCCCUUGCUGCCUCCGUCGCCAUCUUUGGCCUCUCGUUCGCUCUUCCCAUGCUCUGCUCGGCCCUUCAGCUCGUCAUCUGGUACCAUUACGAUCUCAAGGGCGAGAGGCUGGCAAGGGUGAAGAACAGCUUG
Messenger RNA from Guillardia theta CCMP2712, 1416 nucleotides. RefSeq lists its product as hypothetical. Lineage: Eukaryota; Cryptophyceae; Pyrenomonadales; Geminigeraceae. The annotation marks the transcript as partial. The transcript is spliced from 4 exons. The record is from RefSeq and is a predicted model, not a curated record.